This is a messenger RNA of Arabis nemorensis, 306 nucleotides long. Lineage: Eukaryota; Viridiplantae; Streptophyta; Magnoliopsida; Brassicales; Brassicaceae. The record is from the annotation of a GenBank genome assembly.
AUGGAGGAGGAGGAUCCGGUUGUUUACGAGCAGGAGGCUGUCGCUCUCGCCGGUGACGCUCGUGGAAAGCACAGGAUCCUUGCAGAGCUUGGUCGCGUUGAGCAGGAAGUCAGAUUCUUAGAGAAAGAGUUGGAAGAGCUCGAGCGGACAGAUAGUGUGUCAACCGUGUGUGAGGCGUUGAUCUGUGUCAUUGAGAAGGAACCCGACCCUCUGUUGCCACUAACGAGUGGACCUUUGAACUUGGGAUGGGACCGGUGGUUUGAAGGACCGAAUGGAGGAGAAGGCUGCAGAUGUUUCAUACUAUGA